AUGGCCCAUGGUUUUCCUUUCUCCUCUCCAAAACCAACUGUUUGUGUAAAUCUCUUUCAGCUAACCCUACCCAUGACUCCAUUUAAACCUUCACAUCAUCAGCAAGCCAAGUCCAUCACCUUCACCAACGCCCCCAACAAAGAUGUCUCCAUUCCACAUCAAAAAUCCAGUACAAAUACAGUAUCCUAUCGGGUAGAAUAGUAGUAGGCUACGAAGGUUGUCUCAAUUAAGUUUCUUCCUUUCUCUGUCUCUCUCUCUUCCCUGUUUGGGUCUUCUGUUUCACCUGAAACUUGUACGUUUGAUUUUGGUGUUUCUUUUCGUCUUCUCUCCAAUACCCAGAUCAUAAUUUUUGCAUUUUCGUGCUCUUCUUGAAUUAACGAGCUCGAAUUAUCUCUUUGUUCUGCACAAAUCUCCUCCUCUCUGUGGUCCGAAGAAUGUUAUGUUUUGGGUAAAAUCUGUGUAAUUUAACAAUUCGUAGCGUUUUUGGGGUUGUUUUUAUCGAGUUUGGAUAGUUGAGUGAACAAUGGGGAUGGAGAAAGUAGGAGGCAAAGGAAAGGAUAGUAGCGACUCUAAGAAAAGGGGCCGGCGAAGGCAAAAAAAGGUGUCAACGGUUCAGAAACUGUAUGAGACUUGCAAGGAAGUGUUUGCCAAUUGUGGGCCUGGAAUUGUUCCAUCACCAAGUGAUGUUGAACGGCUGAAGUCAGUUUUGGAUAGCAUGACAGAGGCCGAUGUUGGCCUGAGCCCAAAUAUGCCAUUUUUCAGGGCAAAAGAGACUGAACGAGUUCCUAGAAUAACAUAUCUACACCUUAAUGACUCUGCCAAAUUCCAGAUUGGGAUUUUCUGCUUGCCGCCUUCAGGAGUCAUUCCACUCCAUAACCAUCCUGGAAUGACGGUUUUUAGUAAACUUCUCUUCGGAGACAUGCACAUCAAAUCCUACGACUGGGUGGGCGAUGCGUCGCAUGGCAUAGUUCUCAAUGAGAAUCCUUCAAACAAUGUAAUCCAACCACCAAAUGUAGAGGACCCUGCUGGAUUGCGUUUGGCAAAGGUUAAGGUCAACUCCAACUUUACUGCACCAAAGACUUCCAUUCUUUAUCCAGCUGAUGGGGGUAAUAUGCACUGCUUCACGGCAUUGACAGCAUGUGCUGUACUGGAUGUGCUUGGCCCACCAUAUUCUGAUCCUGAAGGCCGCCAUUGCGCAUACUUCCUUGACUUGCCAUUUGCCAAUGUCUCAGAUUCAGUCGAUGGGGAAUCAGUGCCUGCAGAGGAGAGGGAAUGCUAUGCAUGGCUUCAAGAGAGGGAGAUACCUGAGGACUUGGCUAUGGUUGGAGAAUUGUACAGAGGACCAAAGAUUGUGGCUAAUUGACCUUAUCAUCAUACUUCUUUCCAUUGAAUGCUCUCAACAGUUGCUGCACUUAGCAGAGGAGAAACUUUUGAUCACUUUCUUUCUUUAUACUUCUUUCCUUUUUUUUUUUUUUUUCUUUUGU
Ilex paraguariensis (yerba mate) is the source of this 1484-nucleotide messenger RNA. The record is from the annotation of a GenBank genome assembly. Lineage: Eukaryota; Viridiplantae; Streptophyta; Magnoliopsida; Aquifoliales; Aquifoliaceae.